This is a messenger RNA of Linum trigynum, 3465 nucleotides long. Lineage: Eukaryota; Viridiplantae; Streptophyta; Magnoliopsida; Malpighiales; Linaceae. The record is from the annotation of a GenBank genome assembly.
AUGGAAGAGAGCGAGAAGGGGGAAGCACAUUUAACAUCUGCUGCGGCUUUCGUGGAAGGAGGCAUUCAGGAUGCCUGCGAUGAUGCUUGCAGCAUAUGCCUGGAAGACUUCUGUGACAGUGAUCCAUCAACUUUAACCACUUGCAAGCAUGAGUUCCAUCUUCAAUGCGUCCUUGAAUGGUGCCAAAGAAGCUCCCAGUGUCCUAUGUGCUGGCAACCCAUUUCCUUGAAGGAUCCAACCAGUCAGGAACUGCUUGAAGCUGUAGAACGCGAGAGAAAUAUAAGAUUGAAUCCACCAAGGAAUUCUGCCAUAUUUCAUCAUCCCACUCUGGGAGACUUCGAAUUGCAACAUCUGCCAGUUGGUAUAAAUGAAGCUGAACUCGAAGAGCGAAUAAUCCAGCACCUGGCUGCUGCUGCUGCAAUGGGACGGCGUCAUGUUUCUCGUAGAGAAGGUUCCCGGAAUAGGUCAUCAUCUCAAACUCAAAGCCGCCCUCAAUAUGUAGUGUUUUCUAGUCAUCACAAUGGCCCAGCCACUGGUCCAACUGGCGCUUCCCCAACCCAAAGAGGAGAGGUUGAAGCAGGUCCAAUCGCUACACUAGCGACACCAUCUUCUCCAGUCAGAGGGGCUGGCGAGUCAUCUCCCCUUCCAAAUAGCAGAGAAGCAUCUCCCCAAGUGGUUACACCAUUAUCAACAAGUGGCCAUGCCGGUUCACCCGCUUCUGGCUCUGGUGUUGGUAUCAGCCAACACCGAACUUCCUCAAACACUGGAUCUCCUAGUCAGUCUUCCCCAAAUAGCCAAGACAGAGCUGGGCCAUCUGAACUCCAAUCCAUCUCAGACUCCAUAAAAUCGAAGCUUAAUGCAGUUUCAAUGAAAUACAAGGAAUCAAUUACGAAGAGUACAAGGAGUUGGAAGGAGAGAUUUUUUUCUCGCAGCUCUCCAAUGGCAGACAUCAGUUCUGAUGUUAGAAGAGAGGUAAAUGCCGGAAUUGCAACAGUUUCUCGCAUGAUGGAGCGUCUGGAUUCCACAGAGAGAGAAGAAAUAACGAGCACUUCUUCGGCAUCAAACGCAGAGGUCGAUACUAAUUUAGUACGGGAAACCGAUCAUGAACAUAUAUCAGAAACUGGUGGCAGCGAACGCAUUCUAACAGUAACGAGUACCGCCACCAAUGCUCAUACUCCACCGGCUGCUGCUGCUUCUGCAGCAGCAGCCUUAGCCUUAUCUUCGGCCUCCCGCUGUAGUGGUGUUAAUAGCAGUCCCCACCGGAGCUACUUGCCGGUCUCUUCUUACCCCUUCAUUAAGCUCAAGAAGAUCAACUCUGGGAUUAGCACAAGAUCAUCAUUACGUGUAUGCUACGGCAGGUCAUCGUCUCCUUCAAUCACCCAUGUUCGAGUUAGCUGCCAAUCUGAGGCUCAGGCCACAGCAGCAGAGAGAGUAGAAGCGAGAACAACAGUAGGGAGAAGAAGGUGCUCACCAUUCCUGGAGAAGAGAUUGCUGUCGGGGACCGGACUGGAGAGCGAUGAAUGGACAAGUGUUGCAGACAUUUGGAGGUCUAGUGCGGAGAAAUAUGGAGACAGAGUUGCAGUGGUGGAUCCAUACCAUCAUCCCCCAACUACUCUCACUUACAAACAGCUGGAGCAAGAGAUACUGUAUUUCGCGGAAGGAUUGAGGAUGAUGGGGUUGGAGCCACAAGAGAAGCUUGCCCUUUUUGCUGAUAAUUCCAGCAGGUGGCUUGUUGCAGACCAAGGGUCAAUGGCUAUGGGAGCAGUCAAUGUCGUGAGAGGAACAAAAUCAACUACUGAAGAGCUACUGCAGAUAUACACUCACUCUGAUAGCAUCGCGCUUGCUGUGGACAACCCUGAAUUACUCAACCGAGUCGUGGGAACAUUAUGUUCAAAUGCAACAGUUAAGUUUGUCAUUCUGCUUUGGGAAGAGAAGCCAUGCCAGGAUACGCUUGGGAUCAAGGGGCUGCCUGUUUAUAGUUACCAAGAGAUCAUUGAUUUGGGACGUGAAAGCUACAAAGCUUUAUCUGAUUCCGAUCAUACAAGGUCAAUGUAUACACAUGAAACCAUAAGCUCUGAUGAUGUUGCUACACUUAUGUAUACAAGUGGAACUACUGGAAAUCCCAAAGGUGUCAUGCUUACACAUAGGAAUCUGUUGCACCAGAUAAAUUCUCUGCGCGACAUCAUUCUUCCUCAACCUGGGAACAGACUUGUGAGCAUGCUUCCAUCUUGGCAUGCGUAUGAACGAGCUGGCGAGUACUUCACUUUUGCAUGUGGUGUUGAGCAAGUCUACACAACUGUGAUGAAGUUAAAGGAUGAUCUACGGCGUUACCAACCACAUUACAUUUUUUGUGUUCCUUUAAUAUUUGAGACACUCUACAGUGGGAUUCAGAAACAGAUUUAUAGCAGUUCUAUGCUUCGCAAGGUUGUUCUACUUACUCUACUAAGAGUCAGCUCAACUUACAUGGACAUGAAGCGAAUCUACGAGGGAAUGUAUUUAACAUCAGAAGUGCAGCAGCCAUCACGUCUUGUUGCGUUGGUAGACUGGCUAUGGGCACGAAUAAUUGCUGCAAUAUUGCUGCCACUGCAUAUGCUGGCUAAGAAGAUUAUCUACAGCAAGAUCCACUCUGCUAUUGGAAUAAGCAUGGCUGCUAUUAGUGGAGGUGGCAGUUUACCUUCACAUGUUGAUAGAUUCUUUGAGGCGAUUGGUGUAAAUUUACAGAAUGGUUAUGGAAUGACAGAGACAGCUCCAGUUACUGCAGCUCGACGACUUAGCCAUAAUGUUCUUGGUUCGAUUGGACAUCCACUUAGUCACACAGAGUUCAAAAUUGUAGAUGCUGAGACUGGUGAAUCUCUUCCACCCGGCACAAAGGGAAUUGUAAAAGUUAGAGGUCCACAAGUGAUGAAAGGUUAUUACAAGAAUCCGCGGGCAACAGAACAAGUCCUGGACAAAGAUGGAUGGAUGAACACUGGUGAUAUAGGAUGGAUUGCUCCUCAUCAUUCAAUAGGGCGGAGCAGAAACUGCGGUGGGAUUAUUGUACUUGAAGGGCGUGCUAAAGAUACUAUCGUUCUUUCUACAGGCGAAAAUGUCGAGCCCUUGGAGAUUGAGGAAGCAGCUAUGAAGAGCAAUCUUAUUCACCAAAUCGUUGUUAUUGGUCAGGAUCAACGCCGUUUGGGAGCCAUAGUAGUCCCAAACAAAGAAGCAGCAUUGUUGGCUGCUCCAAUGGCAUCGAUUGUGGACGCUGAUGCUGAUGCUGCUGCACGAACCAAGGAUGAACUGACGAGGUUGAUUUAUGAUGAAUUGCGUACCAGGACAGCAAACUGCACGUUUCAGGUCGGUCCAAUCCUGAUGAUCGAUGAGCCUUUCACGAUUGAGAAUGGGCUGUUGACUCCAACCAUGAAAAUCCGAAGGGACAGAGUGGCUGCCAAAUAUGAACAACAGAUUGCCAAUCUCUACAAGCAGUAA